ACUACUUAACAUCCAGUUACAUGUUAAUCGAAACCCAUAAGGGAGCAAAAACAUUUCAGUAUUUUAAAGAAGUAAAUUUAGUCUCACUUGUUAUAAUUAUUCGAUUUGCCUAAAAACUAAUGUAUAAGCAAGGCAGAAACAAAACCCCUACUUUUGUAUUGAACGGAUUUUACCAGCGGUUAAUUUUUAAACCCUCCUCUACCCAUUUGCUUUUCAUGUUACGAGACAAAAGUUUCACUUGGACUGAAAUUUGCCUUAAACGGAAAUAAACAUGACCCUCAUAUCAAAGGCUCCAUGUUUCAAAUCCAAGUUCAUCACUGCUGAGCUGGCUUGCCUGUUCAGCCAGUCGGACAGUGAGGAGGAGUUUGAAGGUUUUAGCGAGGAUGAGGAAGAGGAGGAAAGAGGAACUUUUAACAAACGGCUUAAGACCAAGAUGAUGGACUCAGAAGAGGACAGCGAAGUGGACACAGGCUUCUACUCAGAUGGCGAGGAGGCCCACCCUCCAAAGAGGAACAGUCUUUUAGUAGCUAUGAGGUUUCCUGUCAAAAGACAAUCCACCCCGAAAAAGGAACCACUAGAGGAAAGUGUCAACAAGCCAGUCAAAGAAACUACUUCUUCACAGAAAGGAACACCGAGGAUGACACUGAGGCAGCAGCUGCAGAACAAGAAAGAGGAACAGAGGGAGGAAGAGGAGGAUGAGGAGGAAGCUGAAGAGGAGGUCCUUUCUCAGAGCCUACAAAAAAGAAACAAGAACAUCCAGGAAAACAAGGCCAUGCUGGCUAAACUGUUUGCUGAUCUCAGCACCAUGGCUGACCUGACUCCUCCCACCACCCCUCAAAACAAGAAACGCGCGAAAGAGAAAGCAACAUCCCGGAAACGCAAGUUUGACUCACAGGUGGGCUCAGAAAGGAGGAACCCGUCCCGUAAGGCUCGUCCUCCUGAGAACUUUGCAGUGGAGGAAAAGAGCGAACCGCUCACCAGCAGAACCCCUCGGACGGUAGACCUCAGGAGACUGGUGGAGGUGGACGAGGAACAUGUCGGGGAGAAAAAUAAAAAGAGGAGAAGCCAGAGCUCCAGGAAGAGCCAGUAUGACGUGAGGUCAGUCGACGAUAUCACCAAAGAAGAACUGGACAACAUAGCAUCCGGCAACAAAGACAAGAUCUGGGACAAGGAGAAUGGCAGCUCGUGUCACCAGUGCAGACAGAAGACUCUGGACACCAAGACAGUGUGUCGCAGUGGUUUCUGCGUAGGGGCCAAAGGUCAGUUCUGUGGGCCGUGCCUGAAGAACCGCUACGGGGAGGAUGUACGCGAUGUGCUGCUCGACCCGACGUGGUCGUGUCCCAUCUGCAGAGAUAUGUGUAACUGCAGUCUGUGUCGUAAGAAGGAGGGCCGCUGUGCGACCGGCAUCCUGUUGGGACUGGCUCGCUACAACGGCCACGACAAUGUCCACAAAUAUCUGGAGAGUAUUCAGAAGGAUCUGCAGUAAAGUCCAGAGAGAAGAUCGGAGAACAGAAGCUGCACAGUAUCGUAGAACUCAUUUCAAUGCACAUUUUUAGAUUAAGACUUGAUUUUAACUAGAGAAGCACUAACCCUUUUUUUUUUUAAAGACAAGUCACACACACUGUCGUUAUGUUUUAUCUGUCCUCAAUAAGGCUGCGUAAGAUGCACGCAUAUUCUGCUGUUCUCAAAGCUAGUUCUCAGUUUUGAAUUGCAUAUUUUCAUACGUAUAGUUCUAUUGUUGAUGUUCACUAGUAGACAUGUAAGAUUAUGGUUGUUUUGUCAGUUUUCUGAAGAUGCAAAUUUAGCAUUUCAUUGUAUAUACCAGCUUUUUAUAAAAGUGUUCACUUUACCAUACUUCUGUCAGUUCAGUCUACUGUAC
This is a messenger RNA of Eleginops maclovinus (Patagonian blennie), 1879 nucleotides long. RefSeq names its product cell division cycle associated 7b (gene cdca7b). Lineage: Eukaryota; Metazoa; Chordata; Actinopteri; Perciformes; Eleginopidae. Gene Ontology annotation, cellular component: nucleus. The transcript is spliced from 10 exons. The record is from RefSeq and is a predicted model, not a curated record. The coding region runs from base 272 to 1486 and encodes 404 amino acids. Gene Ontology annotation, biological process: regulation of DNA-templated transcription.